Periconia digitata is the source of this 777-nucleotide messenger RNA. Lineage: Eukaryota; Fungi; Ascomycota; Dothideomycetes; Pleosporales; Periconiaceae. The record is from the annotation of a GenBank genome assembly.
AUGUCACUCGCCGCAGUAGAAACCCCAUUACACCAUUUCCCGACAGCUCGAAAACAAAAAUCUCGAACAAAUCCCAAACCCAAAAAAUCUUCCUCGAAAGGCGACCAACAACUCCAAUCUCUAUUCUCCGAUAUUCAAGCCCUCUACGCAACCUCCAAACUAUCCCAGAAUCUCACCAAGCAAAUAACAUCGACCUUCACCAACCCAGCAACCACACCCAUUAAAACCCUCCUCUCCCUCGGCCUCGGCAGCCCAACGACCCCCAGCAAAAACCAACCCAGAAUCCUCAAACAACUCGCAAUUUUCCUCGCGCUAUCCGCUGCUCUCGAAAACGCAGGACAUGGCUUUGUGACGCUGUACGCGCAAGACCCCGUCUUCACGCGCGCAGACGAAUCUUUCCUCUCAUCCCUCGGCAUCAAAAUCUCCCGCACAUCUCGCGGUGCAGAACUCGGCGAGGCAACAGCGCUAAUCGACGCGGCCACGAUAGUGUACUCCCCGUUUCUAACGCUCGAGGCGUAUGAGGCGCUGUUGCUGCAUGCUGGGAAAGGGAGUGUGCGGUUUUUGAUUGGCGAUGACUUUGAGAAGUUACUUGCCAAGUGGCCGAAGUUCAGUGAGGAGAGGAAGCAGGUGUUGAAGUUGGUAAGGGGGGCUGUUGGCGGGUAUAGGAGGCGAGGUGUUGGUGGGGAUGGGUUUUGGGAGGAGGGAGAUGGUGCGUUCCCUAUGGCUUUAUAUGAGAGGGGCGGGGCGGGGAGUGUGAAGGCGAAGGCGAAGAUGUAG